Messenger RNA from Metarhizium robertsii ARSEF 23, 750 nucleotides. Its product is annotated as FAD-binding protein. The record is from RefSeq and is a predicted model, not a curated record. Bases 1 to 750 code for a protein of 249 amino acids. Gene Ontology annotation, molecular function: flavin adenine dinucleotide binding. Lineage: Eukaryota; Fungi; Ascomycota; Sordariomycetes; Hypocreales; Clavicipitaceae. The transcript has a single exon.
AUGAAUGAACGCCAAAUCAACGGCGCCAUGCUGUCUCUGGAGCCAGGGUGCCUCCUUGGGGCGACGAUUGACAUUCUCGCUAAGAAUCACAAAGCAGUGCCCCAUGGCGAUUGCUUCGGCGUCGGCGCAGGAGGCCACUUCCUCACUGCUGGCUGGGACCUACUACUGGCUCGGCGCUUUGGUCUCGGGUGCCAAGCUGUUGUUGGUGGAAGGAUUGCUCUCUGGGAUGGAACAAUUCUGGAGAUUGACAAGAAGAACCAUUCGGAGCUUCUUUACGCCAUGAGAGGCGGAGCAGCCGCAUGUGCCGGUGUUGUCACAAAGAUAUACCUGCGGCUAAUUGACGAGCCACCUCGGGCGGCUUGGAGAUCUACGCGAAUUAACAAACAGCAGCUUGCGACUUGCAUAAGCCAUGGGGCCUUCUCAAAGUCUUUGCGCUUGCCCAGAGAUAUCACUGUGUCGUUUCGCUUCCACUUCGAUCCGGAUCAGCUUGAACCGGUCUGCUCUUUCAAUAUUGUCAGCCUGUUGACUGUUGAAAAGACCAUGGAGGCCCUCGAAAGACAUCUUUGGGGGGACGUUACGCGUAUCGUAGCAGGGAAGACUGAAUGGAACGAAAAGUCCCUUCUAGACUUACGACUGAUUCCUGCUUCUGGUGGCUUGAAAAAAAGACCCUGCAAAGUUGGCUCAGGUCACACAAGCGGGCUUUCACAGCAGCUCUCUAUACUACUGUACCAAAAGCUCGACCAAGCGUGA